AUGACGUUGGAGGUAUCAUCCAAACACAUCAAUGCCGACGCCGACGGCGGGCAUGGAAAGGCGCCUCAAACAAUUCCAAAGUUGAUUCCUGGUUCUCGAAGAAAGUCUGCUCAGCAAUCUGGCUCAUCAGAACUUGCCCCCCAAACACCUACAUUACCCGCUCCUCCGUUGAUCGAAUCUAUACAUUUCACCACGCCAGUCAAGAGAAUCCUGUCACCGGGUGACCAUGAAAAGUUCCUCGCCUCAUCAACCUACGUGCUGAUCCUGGGAUGGAUCUUUACCCUCGCUGAUUGCGUUCGCGGCCGUCGAAUUUCCGCGCUGGACACUCAGAAUUUGUCAACCACCAUCAAGAACCUCGAUGCCGUGCUUGACCACCUGGAAGGAAUGUUAAAACAGUAUCCGCCUCUCGACACGGGAUCGAGAUUUGGCAAUCCGGUCUUUCGCAGUUUGCACAAAGCCAUUGUAAGAGACGUGGACAGAAUACACAAGGACAUAUUGGGGCUGCAUAAUGAGGAUGCCAUCAAAGAGAUAUCUGUCUAUCUGAUCAACUCGUUUGGUUCUGAGGAGCGACUCGAUUACGGGUCGGGCCACGAGCUGAAUUUCAUGAUGUGGUUACUGUGUCUAUACCAGCUGAAGCAGAUCGAACGAGAAGACUUUCAGGCAAUCGUACUGCACACUUUCGUCCGAUACCUGAACCUCAUGCGAAAGAUCCAGAGCACAUACUACUUGGAACCUGCAGGAAGCCAUGGAGUUUGGGGCCUUGACGACUACCAAUUCUUGCCCUUCUUGUUUGGAGCAAGUCAGCUCGUCGGGCACCCGUAUAUCACGCCCAGGUCGAUCCACAACAAUGUUGUUCUGGACGAGGAAGGCGACGACUACAUGUACCUCAACCAAGUCCGAUGGGUGGAUAGCGUCAAGACUGUCAAGGGACUGCGCUGGCACAGCCCCAUGCUAGACGAUAUCUCGGGGGCAAAGAGCUGGCAAAAGGUGGAAGACGGCAUGAGAAAGAUGUUCGUCAAGGAAGUGCUGGGCAAGUUGCCCAUCAUGCAACACUUUCUAUUUGGAGGCCUAAUCCCGGGCACUGAGGAUAUGGGCCAACUGGACGAGGAGACACUGCGGGCUCAGGCGGAGAGAAUGCAGCAUGUGAAGGAAUAUGGGCACGAGCCUGACUACUGGGGCGACUGCUGUGGUAUCAAGGUGCCCAGCACGGUAGCAGCAGGCGAAGAAAUGAGGAAGCGCAUGGGCACGUCGGGCGCACUCCGCCCAAUACCUUUUGAUUGA
Messenger RNA from Fonsecaea nubica, 1281 nucleotides. RefSeq lists its product as hypothetical. Gene Ontology annotation, molecular function: peptidyl-prolyl cis-trans isomerase activity; protein tyrosine phosphatase activator activity. Gene Ontology annotation, cellular component: cytoplasm; protein phosphatase type 2A complex; nucleus. The transcript has a single exon. The coding region runs from base 1 to 1281 and encodes 426 amino acids. Gene Ontology annotation, biological process: mitotic spindle organization. The record is from RefSeq and is a predicted model, not a curated record. Lineage: Eukaryota; Fungi; Ascomycota; Eurotiomycetes; Chaetothyriales; Herpotrichiellaceae.